This is a messenger RNA of Nematostella vectensis (starlet sea anemone), 1405 nucleotides long. RefSeq names its product microtubule-associated protein RP/EB family member 1. Lineage: Eukaryota; Metazoa; Cnidaria; Anthozoa; Actiniaria; Edwardsiidae. The record is from RefSeq and is a predicted model, not a curated record. The coding region runs from base 82 to 900 and encodes 272 amino acids. The transcript is spliced from 8 exons. Gene Ontology annotation, molecular function: microtubule plus-end binding. Gene Ontology annotation, cellular component: microtubule plus-end; cytoplasmic microtubule; spindle midzone. Gene Ontology annotation, biological process: protein localization to microtubule plus-end; regulation of microtubule polymerization or depolymerization; spindle assembly.
UCCGUUGCGAAAUUUCCAUCAAGAGAGUUUGAGUGAUACGCGGGGAUAGCAAAACAAAAAUCGGCCAAAAACGGAAAAAUUAUGGCCGUAAACGUAUUUUCCACAAGUGUUACUUCUGAUAAUCUUAGUAGACAUGAUUUGAUUGCCUGGGUAAACGAUACUUUGACGUUAAACUACACGAAAAUCGAGCAACUUUGCACCGGGGCGGCAUAUUGUCAGUUUAUGGAUCUCCUAUUUGAAAAUUGUGUUCCUUUGAAGAAGGUCAAAUUUGGUGCGAAGCAAGAACACGAAUACAUCGCGAAUUUCAAGAUUUUACAAAGUGCAUUUAAGAAAUGUGGAUGCGAUAAAAUCAUCCCUGUCGACAAGCUUGUAAAAGGAAGAUUCCAAGACAAUUUUGAAUUUUUGCAAUGGUUCAAAAAGUUCUUUGAUGCAAACUAUGGAGGCCAGGAAUAUAAUGCUGUAGAAGCACGCCAUGGCCAAACAGACGCUGGUCCGAAUGUGGUGAAGAGAAAAGCUGUAGGUUCUGGAAGCUCCCUAGACAAACAACCUGCAGCAGCAAGAAAGCCUACUGCACCAAGUAGAGCAACUGCAGCAGCACCCGCAGGCGGAAUCGCCUCAAGAAUGAAGCCGCCUCCAGGAUCAGCUGCAAAACAAGCAAAUAAAGACCUGUUAAAUGAAAUUGACGAACUGAAGACAACAGUUGAAGGCUUGGAAAAAGAGCGGGAUUUCUACUUUGGUAAACUGAGAGAUAUUGAGGUUCUCUGUCAAGAUCAAGAAGGCGUUGAAAAACCACCAAUCAUUGAAAGAAUUCUGGCUGUCCUUUAUGCCACUGAGGAAGGGGACGGUUUCGCAAGCCCUGACGCAGAAGGCAACGGGGACUUCGAACAAGAAGAAUACUGAACACCCUGCUCCUGCUAUCAAGCACUCUCCGCCCAUGAAGCAGUCAAAAUUGGUUUCUUGUAACAGAUGGCUACAUACAGGAGUACGCUCAUCGUAUUCUCUACAGUAUAUAGGCCCGACAACACCGCUUUUGAGCUACCCUUCAGCAAUCCAAAUGUCAAAGUAUUGUUUAUAGUUUAUAUACCGUCCAAGAAUAGCGAUAGUGUUUUUUCGCGGUUUAGAUGUGUGUAUUUGUGUCAAGUCCAGUUAUUGACAUACUUCUAUCAUAGACACGAUUUGUUUGACCUGUUUUGGGCUCUGAUAAGACCGUCUUUGGUCUGUUGUCACCUCACGCACUUGGCCCUUGUAUUCUGUACACAUCGCCGGUUUUACUUGCGUGGCCGCGUUGUGUUAAGGCAUCUCGCCGUGUUUUGUAUUAUUGCGCUGUUGUUGAAGGCAAAUGAGGGUCUAGGUCUCAAGCACGAAUGCCAAAAUGGUUUUAAUAAAUUUGUUUUCCACCCCCGAA